Linum tenue is the source of this 1088-nucleotide messenger RNA. Lineage: Eukaryota; Viridiplantae; Streptophyta; Magnoliopsida; Malpighiales; Linaceae. The record is from the annotation of a GenBank genome assembly.
AUGGAUCAAUCUGGCCCCUCCAGUUCAUCUGCUCCUAAGAAAACUAUUCGAAGGAGGAAAAAGCUAGGAGGUUACAUGGGUGUUCGUACGAGGGCAGUUGGAAAGUUUGCUGCUGAAAUUAGUGUUCCAAGAAUGGGAAAAAGGUUGUGGUUAGGCUCAUUUGAUUCAGCAGAUAAGGCAGCUAGAGCAUAUGAUGCUGCCCUGUAUUGUGUUCGUGGUGAGUGUGGUAAUUUCAAUUUUCCGGGUGAUAGACGGCCAGAACUCCCCAAGGCUCCCAUGGAUUCACUGUCAGAAGCAGAGAUAAAGGCUAUUGCUAAUAGAUUUGCUUUGUCACGAGGUACCUCAGGCUUAACCCUGGUGUCUUCUUCAGCAGGAACACCGGUGGGUGCUGAUAAAUCAGAUUCUGAUUUACCAGUUUCUAGUGCAGAUGCUAAGAAGAGCACAUCCGAAGAGAAGGGAGCGGAACCAGUAGCAGAAGACUCACUUGAUGGUCUAGAAAUGGAUGAUUUCCAGAAUCUGGACCUUGAAUGGGUGGAUACCCUUUAAGGUGAUCCGAUGGUCCACCUUGGUAACAAGGGAAUUCCCAAUCCAGAACCGACCUUUUUAGUUCUUUUCUAUGCCCCAUGUAACUUCAGUUGUGAUUGUGUGUUUUUGACUGUGGAAUUGUGACAAGCUUGCUUUAGAAACUCUUUGUAAUGGUACUUGCUUUAGUUACUUAUUUGGGGGUAUUGGAACCAAACCUGCAAUUGACCAUAGCAGUAGCAUUAUGAGUUUGAGUGACCCCAAGGUGCCUAGUGGCAUGCCUUUCUGUGAGAUUCUUCUCAUUCAUAUCAAGGAUUGCUACUGUUUAAGUGAAGUUUUGGUUCAUGGGAGAUCAUUUGCUUCCUAUUUUCGUUUUGAGUGAAUUCAGCAUUUGGGUUUUCUUGUUUGUUCCAAAUCUCUGUUAUUGCUUCUACAUGUGCAGUCUUCGUUUUUUGUUCUUGGGUUCGAACAAAAUUCUCCUAUUGUUUGAUUGUUUCCACCCAUUUUUUUAGGGUGCUUGAGUGAGAGUCGCCGUGAUGGUUGUUGCAUUUGCAACAAAGAGGAAG